AUGAGUGCGCCCCGCUCCUGGCUGCUUCGACGGUACACUCUGCGGGUCGAGACCUGUUCUCCCUGGAGGUACGGAUUGGCUGGCUUUCCUGCUGAUGGACGUCUUGCUCAAGGUCGACUUUUGUUCUCUCUCGCCACCACCUUCUCGCAAUCGCGUAUACGAGGUUCGAUCAAGAUGGCGAGUUUGGCUCGGCGUGCAGUCUGGCUGGCGGUGGUGAUGGUGUGGCUGCUGGUAACGGCAAGCGCAGCCCCACUCUCGAGCCCUGCAUCCACGACAUCAUCUUCGACCAGCAUCGAGAGCGCGACUUCGACAUCGAUGCAAACGACAAGCAGCACUUCCACUUCGUCAACUAGCACCGAGAGCGCAACUUCGACAUCGCUGCGAACGAGCACUUCCACAUCGUCCAGCUCGAGUGCACCUGCAUCUUCUGCGGUGACGACUUCAUCUUCCUCCUCGAUAUCGUCUUUUCCAAGCACGGCGUCGGGGGUGGGGUUGACUUCGUCGACUCCGCGCGCAAGUGGGACACUCGUACCUCGUCCGGAGAGUCGGUCCACCACGGCUUUGCGAUCGCAAGCCACCCCGGCACGCGAAACUACUUCCCAAAAAUCCAGCACGCAUCGCGAACACCCAACCAGUGUUCGCGCCACUCGGUCGACCAAGCCCAAGCCUACACGCUCUGUUCGAACCAAAUCUGUCCAACCCACCCGCGUCAAAUCGAGCAAACCCAGCCGCACUGCCGGACCAAAGACACGAACAGCCACUCCAAAGACACGCACAUCCAAACCCAGUACCACACAUCCUUCCGCCUCAAAGACGCACACCACGCACACCACGCACACCACGCACGUGCACAGCAGCAAGACCCACACACACACCGCUUCGCCUACAGUCUUCCAUCCCAAGGGCGGCAAUAUCGUUGCGGACCCAGUACCCGGUUCGACGUGGGAAAGGGUGCGAAAGAUUCUGUUGAUUCCGCUGUGCAUCGUCACGGUGCUCACCUUUAUCGCCGGCGUCGGACUGUAUAUCGCCGCGACGUGGGGAAGCGGUGAAGGCUGGUUUGAAAAAGCACCUCUCGUGAACCUCGACGAAAAGGCUCAGACCAUAGGCCCCGGUCAGCCAGACGUCUUUCCUCAGGAAAAGCUCCUGGUGCGCGAAAGCGGUCAAUUCCAGUUCAAAGCUCCGUCGGUACACGAACACCCCCCGCCCCAAACUUAG
Messenger RNA from Moesziomyces antarcticus, 1215 nucleotides. RefSeq lists its product as uncharacterized. NCBI's taxonomy places the organism in Eukaryota, Fungi, Basidiomycota, Ustilaginomycetes, Ustilaginales, Ustilaginaceae. The record is from RefSeq and is a predicted model, not a curated record. The coding region runs from base 1 to 1215 and encodes 404 amino acids. The transcript has a single exon.